Molecule: messenger RNA, 1056 nt
Organism: Carcharodon carcharias (great white shark)
Lineage: Eukaryota; Metazoa; Chordata; Chondrichthyes; Lamniformes; Lamnidae
Product: E3 ubiquitin-protein ligase MARCHF11-like
Exons: 4
Coding region: 1-1056 (351 amino acids)
Biological process (GO): protein ubiquitination
Molecular function (GO): ubiquitin-protein transferase activity; zinc ion binding
Source: RefSeq, a predicted model, not a curated record
AUGAGCGAGCGGCAACUGCUGCCGCAUCCGGACGAGAGGAGGGAGGGCGGCGGCGGCGGCGGGGCCCCGGCUGACAGUGGCGGCGGGAUCCCGGGCGGGGGCGCUCUCGGCGGAGGAUCGCUAGCUCCUGCUCUCACAAGGCACCGAGAGGAGGAGGAAGUAGAGGCCGGCGAGAAAGACAGGCUGAUCUCGGCGAAAGCCGAGGACAGAAAAGGCUGCCGCCUUGGGAAGCAAGAGAACCGGCCUCCCGAACACGAAGGAUACCAGAGCGGGGCGAUCUCCUGCUCUAAUGACGCCGAGUCUGUGUGCAGCAGCAAUAGCAGCUUUCGCAACGGGGGCAUCACACCCACCUGCAGAAUCUGCUUCCAAGGCUCGGAACAGGGUGAAUUGCUGAGUCCUUGCCGAUGUGAUGGCUCAGUACGUUACUCGCACCAGCCAUGCCUUUUGAAGUGGAUUAGUGAAAGAGGGUCAUGGAGCUGUGAGAUUUGCUGUUACAGAUACCAUGUUGUGGCAAUAAGGAUGAAAAGACCAUGCCAGUGGGAACCUAUCACAGUGACCUUGGUUGAGAAGGUUCAAAUAAUAGCAGUGAUCCUUGGUUGCCUUUUUCUGAUAGCAAGUGUGACCUGGCUCUUAUGGUCAGCCUUCAGUCCUGCUGCAAUUUGGCAGCGAAGAGACAUCUUAUUUCAGAUCUGCUAUGGAAUGUAUGGCUUUAUGGACCUUGUUUGCAUAGGUUUAAUUGUUCAUGAAGGAGCAUCAAUAUAUCGGGUAUUUAAACGCUGGAGAGCUGUUAAUCUACACUGGACCGUUUUAAAUUAUGACAAAACAAAGGAUAUAGAAAUUAACAGCAGCAACGCUGAAAGCUCUGCCAAUCAGACCUUUUGGGCCUCUCUGAAUCAAUUCAGAACACAAAGGUCUGUUGGUUCUACUCGAUUAAUGUCUGAAGGAUUUCAGUGCAGCUACACCUUGUUACAUUUACUCACACGAUUCAGGCCACAUGAUGAGGAGUACGAUGAUAACAGUUCUGCUGAGGUAGUAAUGAGGGUAACAACAGUAUGA